Penaeus indicus is the source of this 2285-nucleotide messenger RNA. Its product is annotated as ankyrin repeat and SAM domain-containing protein 3-like. The transcript has 9 exons. Gene Ontology annotation, molecular function: protein binding. Lineage: Eukaryota; Metazoa; Arthropoda; Malacostraca; Decapoda; Penaeidae. Gene Ontology annotation, cellular component: cilium. The record is from RefSeq and is a predicted model, not a curated record. Bases 555 to 1979 code for a protein of 474 amino acids.
GGCCAUCAUCAGCUGUGGUUCCUCCACAUGGUUCUUGCGAGGAUAAAAAAUAACAAAAAAACAAUAAAAAAUAACAAAAAAACAAGGAAAGAAAAGGUGGAUCAUGAUGAGAACAGUAAUGAGAGGAUUAAAACUCGUAAAGAAGUAGUUACGAAUAAUAAAAUGGGAGUCGGAGGAUAUAACUCGAAACUUAUGGGGUGAUAGAAACGCGAUUUCAACAAUAGUAAUAAUAAUAAUAAAUCAACUAAUAUUUAGAUGAUCAUUAUAAAGACGAGAGGUAUGAGGCCAAAACAACCAUUAACGUCAUUAGUAAGAGAGCAGGUAACAGCCCCGCCAGCGCCCUCGGAAGGAACGUUUUCAGGCUCGGGACUCGCACUCGGCCACGACAUUGCGACUAUUUUGACAUUUAUUCGACAUUUUUGAUGUUCCUUCCGAGAUAUUUUCAGAGGCAAUACCAACGCCUGCCUCAGGAGGAUCGGAAUUAUAGAACGAGGACUUUUUGAUCUGUAGAGACAUCUCGUAAAUCAGAUGCAGAAGCCUGGGGACUCUCCAUCAUGGCCGAGCUAGAGGAGACCUGGACCGAGAGGAAUUUUUAUGACCGUCCUCUCUCCAUGUGGCUGCAGGAGGAUUGCGGAGACGAGGACUUUCUUCUUCUUGACAUCUUCACAGCGGCCAGCAUUGGUUGUCGUCAGCGCGUGGGAGAUAUUAUUAAGAAAGACGAGAAAGCUGUUGGUUAUAAAAACAAGGGAGGAUGGACAGCAUUGAUGUAUGCAGCUUAUUAUGACCACUCAGAUGUAGUAAAGCUACUCUUAGAAGCUAAUGCUUCUGUUCACCUGACCAACAACGCCAGAUGUAAUGCUCUGAUGUUAGCUGUUAUGUGUGGCAAUGAAUCCAUAGUAGAAACUUUGAUAAAGGCUGGCAGCAUCUUAGAAGCUCGAGAUAACUGGGACUGGACAGCACUCUUUCAUGCAGUAAAUUCAGGCCAUCAUAGUGUGGUUGACACCCUCCUGAGAUAUAGAGCAAAUCCUAAUUCUUGUGAGCGAAGGACUGGCAUGACUCCCCUGAUGUAUGGGGCACAACAUGGUAACAGCAGCAUAGUCACAACAUUACUUAAAGGAGGUGCCAUAGUCUCUCUCACAACACAUCAAGGACACACAGCUGCCAGGAUUGCUCAAGAUGCUGAUUAUCAUGCUAUUGCUGCACUUAUCACACAGUGGGGUCUACAAGGUGAGAAUGGACCAAGCCUGCCAGAUGGUCCUGCAGCAGUCGAGGCACGUCUGUCACAACAGGCUCAACUGCAACCUCGAGGAAGAGGAAAUGCAGUUCCAUCUGUUGACAGUGCACGUGUCAUCCCCACGGAUCUUGAAACUUUGUUGAACCAACUAGGCUUAGGCUCAUACAUGAGUGUCUUCAAAGAACAAGAUGUGGAUCUUCAGAUGUUUCUGACAUUAACAGAUCAGGAACUGAAAGAAUGUGGAAUACACAAACUGGGACCUCGACGCAAGAUGACUUCUGCCAUUGCACGAUGGCACAGCAAUGCACCAUUGUGGAACUCUCUGGAAUGUGCCUAUGCAGAUAAGCUUGAAGUUGAGAUGCAAGAGCUGGGUGUGAAGUUAACCGAAGCCAUGGAGACUAUACAGCAAACAAAAGCCCAGGUUUAUCAAGAACACAAUUUAAGAGUUGUGACGGAGGGAUGGAUAGUUGAAGCUCGUGGUAGGCUACAUGACUGCCACCAAAGAUGCCAGAUGCUGCUUGAACAGAUGUCAGUCAUGCGGCACUGUACCUCGGUCCUGUCGGCCCAGUUUUCUCUCAUUCAGCCGACUCUCAUUUCUCCUUUGGUCGAGAGUAUCAGCGUUGCCACAGCAAAUAUUGAUGCUCUUUUGAAGCUGACAGAUCCAAGCGUUGCAAGAGGUCCCAGCAACCCCUCCUCUCCUCGCAGAAAUGGGCAUCAAGGCAGCUACCCAAAUGCCCCUCGCUGAUGGUGCAAUACUUAAUAUUGUCAGGCUAGUCAGAAAUAGUUGAAUUUGUGUUGUCAAAUAUCAAGGCAUAUAUUUAUGGAGCUAAAUUUUUUUUUAUUGUAUAUAUAUAUAUUUUUUUUUUGAGAAUUAUUGUGAAGUUUUACAACAGACUCGGUGACAAGACAAUUCCUUGAAAAAUGAAAUGAACCCGAAAUUUCACGCUGCCAAAAUAAUGUGUACCUGUUAAGAGUGUAAUAUUACUGGUGUAUCAGUAGUGAUUAUAUUUUCUAUUACUAUUUUAGAUAACUGAUUUAAAAAAAUAAUUGC